GAAGUCGAUACGUGGCCGCCGCCUGUCCCCGCCGAGGAGGCGCAGCAGCCGGAGAUGGCGGCGGUGCUGAACGCAGAGCGACUUGAGGUGUCGGUCGACGGCCUCACGCUAAGUCCAGAUCCGGAGGAGCGGCCCACUGCGGAGGGCGCACCGCUGCUGCCGCCGCCGCCACUGCCGCCACCCUCGCCGCCUGGGUCCGGCCGGGGCUCGGGCGCCGCCGGUGAGCAGCCGGAGCCCGGGGAGGCGGCGGCUGGGGGCGCGGCGGAGGAGGCGCGGCGGCUGGAGCAGCGCUGGGGCUUCGGCCUGGAGGAGCUGUAUGGCCUGGCUCUGCGCUUCUUCAGAGAAAAGGAUGGCAAAGCCUUUCAUCCAACUUAUGAAGAAAAACUGAAACUUGUGGCACUGCAUAAGCAGGUCCUUGUGGGCCCAUAUAAUCCAGACACUUGUCCUGAAGUUGGAUUCUUUGAUGUGUUGGGGAAUGACAGGAGGAGAGAAUGGGCGGCCCUGGGAAACAUGUCUAAAGAGGAUGCCAUGGUAGAGUUUGUCAAGCUCUUAAAUAGGUGUUGCCAUCUCUUUUCAACGUAUGUUGCAUCCCACAAAAUAGAGAAGGAAGAGCAAGAAAAAAAAAGGAAGGAGGAAGAGGAGCGAAGGCGACGUGAAGAGGAAGAAAGAGAACGUCUGCAAAAAGAAGAAGAAAAACGUAGGCGAGAAGAAGAGGAAAGGCUUAGACGAGAGGAAGAAGAGAGGAGGCGAAUAGAAGAAGAAAGACUUCGGUUAGAGCAGCAAAAGCAGCAGAUAAUGGCAGCUUUAAACUCCCAGACUGCCGUGCAGUUCCAGCAGUAUGCAGCCCAACAGUAUCCAGGGAACUACGAACAACAGCAAAUUCUCAUCCGCCAGUUGCAGGAGCAGCACUAUCAGCAGUAUAUGCAGCAAUUGUAUCAAGUCCAGCUUGCACAGCAACAGGCAGCAUUACAGAAACAACAGGAAGUAGUGGCUGGGUCUUCUUCACCUACUUCAUCAAAAGUGAAUGCAACUGUCCCAAGUGAUAUGAUGUCAGUUAAUGGACAGGCCAAAACUCACACUGACAACUCUGAAAAAGAACUUGAGACAGAAGCUGCAGAAGAAGCCUUGGAGAAUGGACCAAAAGAAUCUCUUCCAGUAAUAGCAGCUCCAUCCAUGUGGACCCGACCCCAGAUCAAAGACUUUAAAGAGAAGAUUCGGCAGGAUGCGGAUUCUGUGAUUACAGUGGGCCGAGGAGAAGUUGUCACUGUUCGAGUUCCUACCCAUGAAGAAGGAUCAUAUCUCUUUUGGGAAUUUGCUACAGACAAUUAUGACAUUGGGUUUGGGGUGUAUUUUGAAUGGACAGACUCUCCAAACACUGCUGUCAGCGUGCACGUCAGCGAGUCCAGCGAUGAUGAGGAGGAGGAGGAAGAAAACAUCACUUGUGAAGAAAAAGCCAAAAAGAAUGCCAAUAAGCCUCUGCUGGACGAAAUUGUGCCUGUGUACCGGCGGGACUGUCAUGAGGAAGUGUAUGCUGGCAGCCACCAGUAUCCAGGGAGAGGAGUCUAUCUCCUCAAGUUUGAUAACUCCUACUCUUUGUGGAGGUCAAAAUCUGUCUACUACAGAGUCUAUUAUACUAGAUAAAGAUGUUACAGUGUCUGAAGUCUAGGGUUGGCAGAAGAUGGCAUUGAAUUUCUUUUGA
Molecule: messenger RNA, 1699 nt
Organism: Sciurus carolinensis (gray squirrel)
Lineage: Eukaryota; Metazoa; Chordata; Mammalia; Rodentia; Sciuridae
Gene: Acbd3
Product: acyl-CoA binding domain containing 3
Exons: 8
Coding region: 55-1641 (528 amino acids)
Cellular component (GO): Golgi membrane
Molecular function (GO): fatty-acyl-CoA binding
Source: RefSeq, a predicted model, not a curated record